AACGCAGCACGUUUUGCCCGCACGGUGGCCCUGACUUUCGCGCUGAUAAUCUGUCUCUCUGUCUUGGUGUACAUAUAGUGCGUGGGUGUGAAGUGCAUUCUAUCGACCACGGCCAAUUAUGGAGCCCGGGCCAGUUGCGGGGGCAUUAUGCAAACUGAGGAAGUCGUGCCCUGCGCGCAAUCGACGAGGUUAGAAGAUUUGGCAACGACAGAACGUCUUCAACAACAGCAACCAGCAUCGCUUCGCUUUUGUCCAGCGGUGCAAUCAUUUCACUUGCCUUAUAAUCCACUCGUGAGCAUGGCUGUGAAGCAAGAACCACAGGAACACGAGGACGAACGUGCACGACAGUCCAGCACGCUCAGCGCGCAAACCGAGCAUGAAGACGUACCGAUUGAGCAGCACAAGUGCCAAAGCACAGCUGCUAGCGAACAGUCCAGUCCCGAGUUCGAGGUGCCGUCAGUCGUUCCAGCCACGGUGGCUUGCCAGCAGAAUGGUUGCAAGAAACUACCCAGCGGUACCUGCAGAAAAUCCCGCUGGAAGCUCAAGUUUCACCACCAGGCUUUGCCAUCCGAGUACUUGGAUCACUACGAAGCAGCUCUAGCUCAGGAAGCAGCGUUUAACUCGGUAGCCCCCACAACGGAAUCUCGAGUGGCAAGUCCUUUACCACCACAACCAUUACCACCACAAGUUUCACCAUCAGUGAAUGUCGACGUGCAAUCGUGGUUACAAAGACUCGCAGCGAUGCAGAGUGAAUUAUACUCGGUACCAGUGCAAUCUCAACCACAAGUAGCUUCGUCGAGAAGAUCGGUCAUAACAUCAACGCAGCAUGUGCAGCAACAACCGAGGCCACCGAUGAAAUAUUCGGAUCUACCUUACAUGGGUGAAAUCACACUUGAUAAUAGCAAACCAAGGCGAGGAAGAAAACCGAAGAAGGCUGACAUUUGCCACUUGAUUUACAAGAAUUACGGGACAAUUUUGCCGGGAACACCUGGUUUAGAGGAUAGAUCGAAGUUGCCGCAGGAGAGGAUCGACGUUAGUAAAGAGCCUACGCCAGUGGCGACUGCAGUUUCCGCAUUACAACGUACGGAUAUACAGAAUAGAAUCAGUAGUUUGCUAGAAAAACGAUUGACGCAGGAUCGACGUGCUUUGGAGUCGGUCGAGCAGGAAGAGCCGAUGAAUCUCUGCAUCAGAGAUUUAAACUUGCUGAAGAUAAGAUUAGGCGAUAGACAGCAGUCGAGUGCGUUUGGUUCUUGUAAUUCGAAAAGUGACGGUUCAAGUGAUCCUGAAGAUGUUGAAUAUCUUGGACCUACGGAACACGAUCAGGAGUCUAAAAGUGCCGAAAAUAAUAGUCAGACGUUUGGCAGUAAUGAGAACAGCGAGAGUAAUGGUGUUAUCGAAAACUCAACGUCUAAAGUUAAUCCUAACUUGCUUUACUGGCCCAACACCAACGUAUUCCUUCAUCCUGUGGCUCUGCAAUCACAGUUUAUGUAUUAUCAGAAACUAGCUCAAGAGAAGGGUUUACCACCGAAUCCUGAGGCAUCGAAAGAUCAACAGGUUCAGCAGCAGCAACAUCAGCAACAUCAUCAUCAUCAGCAGCAGCAGCUGCAGCAGCAGCAGCAGCAGCAGCAGCAUCAGCAGCAUCAGCAGCAUCAGCAGCAACAUCAGCAGCACCAGCACCAGCACCAGCACCAGCACCAGAGGAUCGUACCAAAAUCGAUAUACUCGAUGUUGGAAACGCAUAAAUCAACGGAACCAGUUCAAGAACAAAGUAUGUUGUCACCAAGACCAAAACGAAACUCAACGUCGUCGAGUCAGUCACAAUCGCAGCCGAUGAAGCGUAAACGCUCAGCAAUCUUUAUCCCACCAAUGCCUACCGAGAAUAACAACAAUCCUGCAACUGAAGUUAGUAUUUGUAAGUUCAAAUUUACUGGUGGCGCCAAGCCAAGUUUGCAGGAGAAGAAAAGUUUGUCCGUAGAUUCGGGUGGUAAUUUUCGUUACUACAGUGGCACCGGUGACAAGAGUAUGCGAGGUUAUGAGUUUUUUCCUCGAGAGGCACUGCAGCAACCAGCCAAUCAACCAACCAAUAACACUGGGGUGUUUUUAAAGGCGACUGCCGAGAGAAUUCAACCAGCAAUGACACCAUGCCCAAGACCGGUAUCGGUGUGCUCAACAGACGACAGUCGUAGUAGAAAGAGGAAGACUAGAAAAAGUAUGCAAAGGGAGAAACUCGAGCAGACUUUUAAAGAAAAAGGGUUUCUCAUUCAGACUCAACAACUGGAGUCUGCAGAGGGUGCCACUUACUGUAAGUUUCGUCAGUUACGGAAAUUCACGAGAUAUCUGUUCCGUAGUUGGAAGGAUUAUUUACCUGGUGAAUUGACGGAAUCAGAUGCUGCUGCUGCUCAAGCUGCGGCGAAUGAGCUGCAACAAAAUUUCAUCGAGCCAAGUUUUAACUGACCUGCAUUUAAUGUGCGGUGCGCGCGCAAUGCAUUGUGUAUAUAUUUUGCAAUUGUGCAGUGACAGCUAUUGUUGAGCCGUGAAUCUUAAAGUGUUGUACACACACACACACACACACACACACACACACACACACACACACACACACACACACACACACACACACACACACACAUGCUGAAAGAAUGUGUAUGUUAUGCUUGUUAUUAUUUGAGCAGAUGAGAUGUGUCAUUACAAAUGGGAAAUUGUAAAUAUUAUCUUUUAAAAACGUUCGAUUAUGCGGGCAUGCGAAAGCUCAUUUAUUCUUUCAUGUUUUUUACUAAAAACGAUAUUUUUUAUUUUUUCGCAUCGCAUUCAGUGCAUUGUUUAUCGUUGUAUUUUAAUAAUUAAUCGUGGUCUUCGCGCACUUUGUAAAUAAAUUCGUGUAAAUAUAUAUAAGCCUACGUUAUAAUGUGUGAGUGACAAUGAUAAACUUAGAAAUGAAACAAGUGCAUUUUUCUUGAAAUGAGUGUAAUUAAAUGCCGUGCCAAAGACAAGAGACUGUUGUGUUGAGAAUUUUCGAAAGUGUGUUCACCAAAGAGAUACAUAUGUGUUUUAUUUGUAUAUAUUAAACAAUAGGAGCGUCUAUGCAAGAGAGCGACCGAAAGAACGAAUAAAAUCUAGUCCCCGUUUGUACUUUGUUAAAACAAAGCCGUUUCUCAAGUGCUUGAUGGAUUCAAUGAUGUAUCAAGGAUAUGUAAAUGGGCUUUUAUUUUCUAUAAAUAUAUAUACGCGCGAAAAAUCGAUAAAUUAACCGAUGGUUUGCAAUAAAACACU
Messenger RNA from Phymastichus coffea, 3270 nucleotides. RefSeq names its product mediator of RNA polymerase II transcription subunit 12. Bases 148 to 2454 code for a protein of 768 amino acids. The record is from RefSeq and is a predicted model, not a curated record. NCBI's taxonomy places the organism in Eukaryota, Metazoa, Arthropoda, Insecta, Hymenoptera, Eulophidae. The transcript has 4 exons.